This is a messenger RNA of Seminavis robusta, 3990 nucleotides long. NCBI's taxonomy places the organism in Eukaryota, Bacillariophyta, Bacillariophyceae, Naviculales, Naviculaceae. The record is from the annotation of a GenBank genome assembly.
AUGAUACGCCGUGGGUUUCUCUCGUCAGUGUUCGUAUCGAACAACGACGACGACAAGUCUGGAGCAGCAGUGCCUGAUACAAGUACAUUACCGUUGUUGACAAUGGAGGACUCUAGUAGUGCUAGUAGUGGCAGUGACGAUGCAGGACCAGUCCCAGUUGAUAGCCAUGCCGUAGACCAAGCCAGCAUGGAAGAAGGGACCCGCUUGCUGCCUUUGGAUGAGAGACGACCUUCCCAUCUUACUAGUGCUAGCCUUGGCAGUAUGAACAUGAACAUGAACAUGAGUAUGAAUAGUAGUAGUAGUAAGAGACGGGUGUCUCUGUCUCCGUUUGUAAUGGUGAGGGAUGAUUCAACAGGGCAAGUCUUUAUGGACGCACUGGAGCAGCCGGGCUCUUCGAACGGAAGUAAUGGGGAAGGUGGAGGGGCGGAGUACAGAAGAAGACAGAGGAGAAAAAGGAGGGCUGAACGACAACGACAGCAGCAAGAAGAGCUAGAACAACAGCAACAACAGCAGCUAGAGCAACAACAAGAACAAGAAGAUCUAGAUGCGUCCAUGGAUCUAGCAGAACUAGGAAUGGCAGAACAAGGGAUACAAGUAGAUGCCGACCAAGCAGAUCAGGCUGAGCAAGAGGAUGACGAGGAGCCCAUGUUCUACGCCACGGCUCUCUCUUCUUCCUUUUCCUCUCUCAGAGAAGACUCCAACAGCAGCCAGAGUCUUCUCACCAACGGUACAAACUUUCCCCCUCUAGUCCAACCACAACCACAACGGCGCCAAGUGAGCUUCCGAGACAGUCUCACCAACAACAGAAGCAGUAGUGGGCGCAUCAUUGACGUCGAUGACCUCAUCGAUCUCAACAGCAGUGCCUCAGACCUAAACGUCACUACGACUGUCCCUCUCACUCCCACUCAAACUCCCAGUGUCCGAUUUCUAGACCUCCUGGACACCACCACAACCACAACCCUUACUCCCAUCAGUAUGGCACCACAAGAAACGCCCAGUGUCCGAUUUCUAGAUGCUGCACCAGGUGACGGUGAUGAUGACGAGGAAGCUCCAGCUAGUACGGAAGAAGGACAAGAAGACAAGACCACCAAGGGCAACAGCACGGAAUUCAGUAGUGCCGAGUUUUCUACUUCGUCGUCCGAUGAAAACAACAAGAUUGACAAUGACGACGACGAUCAAUCGGACAGUAUCAUUUCGGAUGAACCCAGUGUCGUCGACAAGGCCACACAAAUGGAACGUACCAUUAUGAUGUCCUGUGGUCUGGCCAUCUUUAUGUUGAUUGGUGUCAAGGUGUUUGGAAAACUCAUGAAAUGUUGUAACAAAAACGCCACGGAAGAUCUAGAAGCCGAACUCGUCGAUGAAGCCGUCGAUAAUGUCGCAUUGGUGCAUCAAGAGUCUCUCAAAACAUUGAUCGUUCCAGUGGCACCCGAACAAGCCGCCACACAAACCAUGGCCGUACAAGGAGCACAAGGAGCCGCCAACUCGACUUCCUCCGGAAUCACUGCGUCCGCAGGAGGAGCCGAUGGUGCCUCCAAGAGUCUACUGUCACAGCUCAGUUCGUCUUCGACCACGACACAAGCGGCUGUCGCGGGAGGAGUGGCCGGAGUCGCUGGAAUGGCCGCGGUCGGAGCAGGGUUGUUGCUGUCGCCGGCGGCCGUCGGAAUGAUGCCCUCGUAUUAUUAUUCGUGUGGAAAUGUUGUCGCACCCGAUUAUCAGCAAGGACGAGUGCAAAUGACCAUUCGAGGAUUGGAUCCAUUCAAAAUGGCAGAACGCAAAUCCAUACUCGAAGAGAUCUUUGUCGAUGCCUACAAUAAUGCCAGUGGCAUGUGUGGGGACUACUAUCAACGCAUCCUCGAUACGUCGAUCAUGGAGUCGUGGAAUGUACAUAAUGAGGAUGAUGGUGGAAACCUGACUGCUAGCAACAAUAAUGCCACCGCUACAAUCACAACGGUAUGGUCGGCAUUGGUCGAGUGUCAGGCAUGUCCCGAUUUGGAUCCACUCUUUCAUGUCCCCGACGACGAAUGGCAACGGCGGCAACUCGUAGAGGCGGCCUUGUUGGUCCAAGAUAGGAGCAGCAACAACAACAACAAUGACACCAGCCUCGACAACAAAAACAACACCCAGGUAGUCGAUGCCGUUUUGUAUGGUUAUGACCACAACAAUGUGGACCACAACAACAAUACUUCGAGCUACGACUCGAGACCCCGGACGCAGUUGGAAUUCCUCCAAUUGUUUGUCGGCGUAUUCAAUACGCAGCUACAAGAGCGAUUCCGGUCCUCGGCCAUUUACAUUGGUGUCUUGGAAAAGACGGUUGUAACAACGGAUGCUCCCUCCGUCGCGCCCUCGGUCAUGCCUUCUGUGGCCCCGUCACAAGCACCGUCACAACAACCAUCGCAGCGCCCCAGUGACCAACCGUCCGAAACGCCGUCCAAUCAGCCUACUGGCAUCCCCACCAAUCGACCGUCCAUGAUCAACCGUGACACCGACUUUGUACUCGACUUUUUGCAACAAAUUACAUCCGAACCCACGACGUCUCCGAGUGGAACACCCAGCGAUUCGCCCAGCGACACACCGACCAAGGCUCCUACGUUUCCUCCGACACCACUGCCCACAUUCGAGCCAACUCCUCUUCCGUCUCGUGCACCGACACGCAACCCAACCACCACUCCAUCAGAACAACCUUCCAAAGUUCCAACCAGCGCACCGACAGUGUCGCCAUCGACGAGCCCCAGCAAAGCGCCCACAUUCCCACCAACGUCGCCGCCAACUGUCACUCCUGGAUUUCCCACGGCGGUGCCCUCGAGCCAACCUACACUCGUGCCAACAACGAGCAUGCCGACGGCCCUUCCUACCAAACAACCUACAAGCAUGCCCACAGCCCUGCCGACCAAACAACCUACACUUGCGCCCACGCCUACUUCCACUCCUUCGCGGAUGCCCUCGUUGGUACCGACCGUUGCUCCUUCGGUCGCCCCCUCCGCCUCUCCUUCCUCCAGUCCAACUAGCGCUCCUUCCGCUAGUCCAUCGAAGAGCCCAACGGCAUCUCCAUCUCACCAACCCAGUAGUGCUCCUACAACCUCCCCCAGCUCGCUCCCCAGCAAGGCUCCCUCCCCUUCACCCAGCAGCACACCGACAUCUUCUCCAUCCGAUUCGCCGACUGUAGCUCCCACCAAAGCACCAACCGAGCACCCGACGAGGACACCGUUCUCUGUGGUACGCUUUGCUCUGGUGGAUGCGGAUACAAACUCCUAUGUCUCUGGGUAUGAAGACCUACAAGAUGGAGUUGUCUUGGAUCGAGGAGAGCUUCCGGAACAAUUGACGAUUGAGGCGAUCUGUGAGCCAAGUCAAAUCGGAGAAGUGCGGUUCUUCAUUGAUGGGUCACAAGUGAGGAGAGAAACUACGGUCCCGUACGCUUUGGGUAGUGACAUUGACGGUACUGGAAACUACAGACCGUCAGACAAGUUGGAGCCAGAUGGAGAGGAACACACGCUGAAAGCGGUUCCGAUCUGGUGGUUUGGAUUAGAAGGGCAAUCGCUGGAAAUAAGUUUCACAGUGAUUCGAACCACGGCGCCCCCGACCAUGACUCCAACCACAGCUCCAAGCACAACACCAUUCUCUGUUGCGAGAUUUGCUCUGGUGGAUGCGGAUACAAACUCCUAUGUCUCAGGGUACGAAGACCUACAAGAUGGAGUUGUCCUGGACCGAGGAGAGCUUCCCGAACAAUUGACGAUUGAGGCGAUCUGUGAGCCGAGAGAAAUUGGAGAAGUGCUGUUCUUCAUUGAUGGAUCACAAGUAAGGCGAGAAACUUCGCUCCCAUACGCUUUGGGUAGUGAUGUUGAUGGCACUGGAGACUACAGACCGUCAAGCAAUUUGGAGCCUGAUGGAGAAGAGCACACGCUGAAAGCAGUACCAAUCUGGCGGUUUGGAUUAGAAGGGCAAUCGUUGGAAAUACGGUUCACAGUCAUUCAAACCACAGAGCCAGACGAGUAA